GCCACUUACAAUUUUAUAUAUUUCCUACACUCUAUAUCUUAUUACCUUUUAACAACCCGGCUUUAUCAAUAGUACUUGAAAGGCGCUGAAGAAAUACCCAAGACAUACUCAUAGUCUCUCUUCGCGCGUAAAAAACCACGUGAGAAUUAUAUACUUGGGUAUAUACGGUAUAUACACAUUCAACCACAUAUUCAUAUCUCGCGAGUGGGAUGGCCACGAUAUCAGAACGUUAUGAUGCGCUGCUUCGGUGGGUAGAGAGUGAUGGUGGAUAUCUUAAUCCCGCCAUUGAAAUAUACCAUGACGAGGUCACCAAAGGGUCUUUCCGCGUGAAAGACUCAUGCUCGACUGGAGUGGACGAUGUCAUAGUUACUCUUCCGCUUUCUAAGUCCCUCUCCUAUCUCGAUGCUAUUCGUGGGCACCCGGCUUUCGCUUCUCCAUCCAACUCAGACACCCUGAGUCGCGAGAGUAGAGAAUAUUUCCCAGAAGAAUUCUUGAAAGAAACGCCACCUCAUGUCGUCGGCCGUUUUUUCCUCAUGCAGCAAUACCUUCUAGGACCCGAGUCCAAGUGGUGGCCGUAUAUCCGGACCUUACCUCAACUCGAACAUAUGAGUAACAUCCUCCCCGUAAUGUGGCCCUCAGACGAUAUCGAAUUUCUCAAUGGGACCAAUGCUUCUGCGGCUAUUCAGGAUAUCAAGUCAACCCUCAAAAAAGAGCACAAGAACGCCUUGAAGUUACUCCCGCAGAAGUACCAUAUAGAGUAUACUCGGCCGUUGUAUCACUGGGCCUAUAGUAUUUUCACUAGCCGUAGUUUUCGACCGUCACUUAUUUUCCCCGCCGAAGCUUCGCUGGGGUUGCCAUGCGAGUUAGAUGACUUCUCGGUGCUGCUUCCGCUGUACGACAUCGGAAACCACUCGCCACUAGCGAAGAUUGCUUGGACCACCGAUGAACAGACUAAAAUGUGCAUGCUUAAGUCAAGGCAGACAUAUUCAGCCGGUGAACAAGUAUUCAACAACUACGGUAUGAAAACUAAUGCCGAGCUACUUUUGGGGUAUGGCUUUAUACUCCCAGAAAACGAUGAUCUCCACAACGACUAUGUCCAUAUCAAGACCAGGGCAGACCCAGAGGCUGGUGAUUUGGCGGCUUCGCAUGUUGUAUCGUUGAGGCCUAUGGCUCAUCGUAGUUCAUUCGUCGGGCGGUCGAAACUUUUGAGCGCAGAUUCCUUGAGCUGCCUCCCUUGCUUUUCACAUAUUCAAGAUACCCUCAUCGCUGCUUUGUACGAAAGCAUUACAAAAGGGGGAGAUGAAACGAACGACGCCAGCUUGAAUAAGAUCGUACGAGGCGAUAUUCAGAAUGAAGUGCUUAGAAAGAUUGUCGAUACCUUAGGAGCAAAAUUGAGUAUGGAUCUGGAGGAGAUAGAAGUGAACGAACCGGAGUACGAGGCUAUCAAUAGUAAUCAGCAACUUGCUAUGCUUUAUCGCGAGCAAUGUCAGAAGGUAUUGGAGAACGCUCUCCGUAGCCUCUUAACGGCGGACGGUUGAGCUAUCGUAUACAUGCACGUUGGCAUACAGGGUUUAUGGCCGAUACGGUUGCUUAAUCGAUCAAUUCAUUCUCAAACUCCGCACUAGGGGUAUCAAAAUGCAAUCUGCCGCCGACGCCUAAUCAUACCGGAGCACACUACUUUACUACUUUAUUUUCCAGACCCA
Molecule: messenger RNA, 1703 nt
Organism: Daldinia loculata
Lineage: Eukaryota; Fungi; Ascomycota; Sordariomycetes; Xylariales; Hypoxylaceae
Product: SET domain-containing protein
Exons: 1
Coding region: 210-1538 (442 amino acids)
Biological process (GO): peptidyl-lysine monomethylation
Cellular component (GO): nucleus
Molecular function (GO): protein-lysine N-methyltransferase activity
Source: RefSeq, a predicted model, not a curated record